Messenger RNA from Ochotona curzoniae (black-lipped pika), 1859 nucleotides. It is a transcript of the gene LPCAT3, whose product is annotated as lysophosphatidylcholine acyltransferase 3. Gene Ontology annotation, cellular component: membrane. Gene Ontology annotation, molecular function: 1-acylglycerophosphocholine O-acyltransferase activity; lysophospholipid acyltransferase activity. Gene Ontology annotation, biological process: lipid modification; phosphatidylcholine biosynthetic process. The record is from RefSeq and is a predicted model, not a curated record. The transcript is spliced from 13 exons. Bases 5 to 1465 code for a protein of 486 amino acids. NCBI's taxonomy places the organism in Eukaryota, Metazoa, Chordata, Mammalia, Lagomorpha, Ochotonidae.
UAAGAUGGCGUCCGCAGCGGAGGGGGACGUGGGGACGGCGGGGGAGUUCGUGAGGGGGCUGCAGUCGGGUUUCGAGGAGCUGAGCCUGAACAAGUUGGCGGCGUCCCUGGGCGCGUCAGAACAGGCGCUGCGGCUCAUCAUCUCCAUCUUCCUGGGUUACCCCUUCGCCUUGUUUUACCGGCAUUACCUUUUCUACAAGGAGAGCUACCUCAUCCAUCUCUACCACACCUUCACCGGCCUCUCCAUUGCCUAUUUUAACUUUGGAUCCCAGUUCUACCACUCCCUGCUAUGUAUCGUGCUGCAGUUCCUCAUCCUGCGCCUCAUGGGCCGCACCAUCACUGCCGUGCUCACCACCUUCUGUGUCCAGAUGGCCUACCUUCUCGCAGGGUAUUAUUACACGGCCACUGGCAACUACGACAUCAAGUGGACAAUGCCUCACUGCGUCCUGACCUUGAAGCUGAUCGGUCUGGCCAUCGACUACUUUGACGGAGGGAAGCUGCAGAGCUCCUUGUCCUCGGAGCAACAGAAAUAUGCCAUUCGGGGUGUCCCUUCCCUGCUGGAAGUUGCUGGUUUCUCCUACUUCUAUGGGGCCUUCUUGGUAGGGCCCCAGUUCUCAAUGAACCACUACAUGAAGCUGGUGCAGGGACAGCUGACUGACAUACCAGGGAAGAUACCAAACAGCACCGUGCCUGCUCUCAAACGCCUCAGUCUGGGCCUCGUCUACCUGGUGGGCUACACUCUGCUCAGCCCCCACAUCACAGAAGACUAUCUCAUCACCGAGGACUAUGACAACCACGCAUUCUGGUUCCGCUGUAUGUACAUGCUGGUCUGGGGCAAAUUCGUGCUGUACAAGUACGUCACCUGUUGGUUGGUCACGGAAGGAGUAUGCAUUUUGACAGGGCUGGGCUUCAAUGGCUUCGAAGACGGCAAGCCCAGGUGGGAUGCCUGUGCAAACAUGAAGGUGUGGCUCUUUGAAACCACCCCCCGCUUCACGGGCACCAUCGCCUCCUUCAACAUCAACACCAAUGCCUGGGUGUCCCGUUACUUAUAUAAACGCCUCAAGUUCCUUGGAAGCAAGCAGAUCUCCCAGGGACUCUCCUUGCUGUUCCUGGCCCUUUGGCACGGCCUGCAUUCAGGAUACCUGGUCUGCUUUCAGAUGGAAUUCCUCAUUGUUAUUGUGGAGAGACAGGCGGAGAGCCUGAUCAGGAACAGCCCGGCCCUGAGCCACCUGGCCUCCAUCACAGCCCUCCAGCCCUUCUUCUACUUGGUGCAACAGACCAUCCACUGGCUCUUCAUGGGAUACUCCAUGACAGCCUUCUGCCUCUUCACGUGGGACAAGUGGAUGAAGGUGUAUAGGUCCGUCUACUUUCUCGGCCACGUCUUUUUCCUGAGUCUACUCUUCAUACUGUCUUACGUUAACAAAGUAAUGGUGCCAAGGAAAGAGAAGCUGAAGAAAAUGGAGUAACCUAAUUGCCUGGUGGCCUAGAGCAGGACUGGUGGUCUCCCCCCACAGCACUCCCACGCCCCACAGCACAGACCACAGGAAAGCCAGGAGCUGGAAGCCGUGGUCCUCUCAGCCGUGCCUCUGCUGCUAGCCAAGUCUUCAUCUGGGGCCAAAGGGGACACUCUCGUGGGAGGAGCUGAGGGGCCGGGUCUCCCCUCUCGGCUCCCCCAUGCACGUGGCCUUAUCUUCCCCUCUAGCCAGGAAUCUGUUGUUUUUCUUCUGCCAAUUUACUAUGAUUGUAUAAGUGCCGCUCCCACUGCCCCCCCUAUGGGGGGGAGGGGCACAUGGCCCUGCCUGCUCCACUUUUUCUACCUUGGAACUGUACCAGAUAAAAUCACUUCUGUUCAGUUUUUCA